GCGAUAAGUGCUUUAAAACAGCCACAACUUUUCAAAUGAAACAGUAUUUAGAAAGUACUGUGCAUAUGUCAAUUAAGUAAUUGAGCUGAAGUGAGUGGGAGAGUCAGAGAGAGAGAGGAGGGCUCUGAGUCUGACACUGGGCUCCAGACAGGCUUAACUGGCCGCAGAUGAAGUUUUCAGUCACACGCUGCAACCGUGCGGGACUUUUCAGGAAUUCACAUUAUAACCAUCCAGACUCUCUUAUCUUCUGACUGAGAUGUUGCGAUGUUCCGUGCAGCCUUACAAAACGUGGACUUGUUUCGGGUGAUUUUGCUGUAUUUUGUUUUUCUACGGGAGACCGGCUGUAGAUCAGCCGAUGCAGACAGCUGUCAUGAGGUGAAGACAGCCUACAUGAUGCGCCAAAUAGGCCCGGUGGAGCUGGUGCCAGACAAACCGGGAACAGAUGAGUCUCUCCGAGUGUGCGUCCACCCUGGGCCCACUUGCUGUACAAGUAAGAUGGAGGACAGCUACAUGGCGGCUGUUCGCAGUGAAACGCAGCAAAAGAUGCAGUCUUACAGCUUCGAACUCAAGUACCUGAUUGCUGGACACACCAAGGCCUACCAAGAGACCUUCGAGUCGCUUGUGUCCUUCACAUCCAACCUGACCAGCUCUCUGUUUGACAGUGCCUACUCCGCUCUGGCGUCCGACUGUCGCCCCCUUGUGUUUCAGCUGUUCAGCGACAUCAAACGCCACCUCUCCGGGGACUCUGACUCCUCACUGGACAACACUGUACGUCAAUUCUACAAUGAUCUCUUCCCUUUGGUUUACCGCCGUCUGCUCAACCCUGGGAUUGGCCACACAUCACUCCAGUCCUUCUCCACCUCCACCACUCAUGAUGACUGCCUGCGUUUGACGCGGCAGGAUGUCAGUCCAUUUGGACCCCACCCUCGCCUCCUGGUCAGCAGCCUGUCCCGUGCCCUCAGGGCGGGUCGAGCAUUGAGCCGACUGCUCCGACUGGCUGGAGAAGUUGUGAAUGCGACAGAGAAGGCAACGUUAUCCAGAGAGUGUGGGAGAGGGUUAGUGAGGAUGCAGUACUGUUCCCACUGCAGGGGGUUGACACUGAUACGGCCCUGUACUGGACUGUGUGUUAACAUUAUGAGAGGAUGUCUGGUGGGUGUAGCAGAGCUUGGGGCCCCCUGGGGGAGUUUGGUGGUACUGCUCCAACGGUUAGCUGCCACUUUAGCAACUACCAGCAACCACAACAGCAUGGAGUUAGCUCUGCUAGCGGUCCGAAACCAUGUGAACGAUGCCAUUCUGCACGCACAGCUGCACGGGCCACGCAUCACAGCCACAGUAGAGAAGGUGUGUGGUCCCCAGGCAGCUGGUCCCAUGUUCACGAGUGUAAAUCCUAACACCUCCCAUAUUACGACAUCGGUGACUCCUGCUACAUCACUGACCUUAGAGAGGUCAUCUGUGACUUCACCUCCCUCAGCGGACCCCAUUGCUCAUCAGCGUCUGCAGCUGCAAUCCCGGAGGUUGUUCCCUCUUAAAGGUUCCAGAGGUGACAAGAGUCGAAGCCUGAAAAAACUGUCCAGGGAGUUUGAGGGUUCUAUCCAGCGGUACCAGUGGUUUUUCUCAGAGCUGCCAGAGAUGCUUUGUGAGAGUGAGAUGGAGGUUGAGCAGCACACAUGCUGGAGUGGCCAAGACGUCGCAGAGAGUUAUGCGGGUCGUGUGGUUGGCAGCACUUUAAAAGCCCAGAGGGAGAACCCGGAGAUGACCAUCCGCAAUACAGAUCCUGUCCUGAAGGGGGCGAAACAGAAACUGGAGCAGCUCACACAGGAGCUGUUAGCAGAGCUCGGCUGGGCGAGCAAAGCCAGAAGAAGGGGGGAAGAAGAGGAGGGAGGGAGCGCACAGACAGACAGAGGCAGUGGAAACGACUGUGAUGAUGAAGAUGGCUGUGAAGCAUCUGGUGAGGAGAACAGUGAUGAGACAGGUGACACAUCCAGUGGCCGCAGUCCAGGCACCAAGAACGUAGCUCCUCCUCCUCCUCCUCCUCCAUCUCGUCGGCCCAUCCCUCCUCAUCACCUCUCACCUCCACAGGUGGCUGUUCAAGGCUCAGCCCACACGCUGACUGUCGGACCUUUACCUUUGACCCUGGUUACCCUGCUGCUUCUUCUGUUGUCAACAUGGGAACCACGCUGACCAUCGUGAGACAGAUCCCGAGACGGACAGAGACAGAAGAGACUGAGAGUCAACCACCGUAGGUUUUGUGGUGGUGUUUGGUAUUUGGAGUUUCAGUAAGCACAGCUAAACCACCCUGAUUGUUUUAUUUUGGGUGGCACGGCUGGUGGGACAGACUGUGAAUUUAUCACAGUUGGAGGUGCACAGUAUGCAUUUUUAUAUUACCUGUACUGACCUCUACAUGUGUUUAUUUUUAUUUAACUCUAAUAGGAUAGAUUGCACAGCACUACUUUUUUUGAAGAGAGAUGUAAAUACAAUAUAUAUAUAUUAUAUAUUUAUAUGAAGAGUUUCUAUAGAUAACAGUGGCUUGAUGUGUAAAUAGAGAUUAAUAUAGAACAGAGCGAAUUGACUUGGACAGUUUGGUCUGACCUUUACAUUAUGUAUCCCCCACAGAGAUUAAGAUCCAUGAGAGUCAAAUUGAAAGCCUUCACCUGCUAAAGCAGCAGUGUAUUUACUCAUAUUCUCAUACAUUUUGUGAGGAUUUAUUCACAUUAAAGAAAACUCAGCAUUCAGAGCUAAACUUAGGCUGGAAAAGGACAUUGAGGCACUUUCUCGAUAGGAAAAACAACCAAUUAUAUGAAACUGCAGACUAUUCACAGAUGGUCAUGCAGCAUAAUGAAAAAUUCAACUGUUUAGCCUAGAAGUCUGUGCAGACUGAAGCCUUUCCAGCACUUUUUUUUUAAACACAAACUUGCUCUUUUGUUCAUGCAAGCUGGGAGAUUUUUUUUAUUUUUUAUUUCUGCAGCAAGUAUGCUGAAGAAUUCAAAUUUGUCCAGAAAUGGCUCCCAGUGGAGUGUGUCCCAUAGUUUGUCAUUUCAAGGUGCAUAAUGUCUUUCAGAGUCCUGAUAGUUGUGGGAAAAAUGAGUAUAGACUGUUUUCCUCAGAAGACAUACAGUGGGCAGAGUUGUAAAAGCACUGCAGGGAGGGAUAGGGAGGAAUAUAACAGCUUUCACUUCAACUUCAAUUUCACUUCCAAUCUGCCACAGCUGCCCAUGACAGGAAGCUCUGUUAAAAAUAAGAAUAUCCUAAACAAUAAACAGCACCCUGUGCAAGAAAAGUCCAAAUAUGGCCAUCGUUUGAGAGACAGAAGCAACCAUCUGCCUGUACAAUGAAUCAUUUGACAUUUCAUUGUCAUUCAUUGCAAACACUGAACUGUCACAGUGAUUUCAAAGGGUGGCUGGUCUCCAAAUGUUUUAAUUAAAACUACAACAACAGAAAAUAUGAUACUGCUUUUUCUACGGUCUGAUACAUGUGUUAUCAGCUCGUCUCCGUAUCCACUGAAGUCAAGAGACUGUGUAUCAAGAGAGUGAUCGGAGUAGAGCUGAGCCCAGAUCCAAACAUGUGAAUUAAAUGUAAUUCAUAUUAAUUAAGAUUAUCAAGUCCUCACGGCUCUCUGUUGAGUCUCAAACCCCCUGAACUGAUCACAAUAGCAGGAUAGACAACUGGAAUACUGAUUAAAUAAUUUGAAAAUGGUACAAACAAACCAACUGAAGGACACCAAGUGCAUUUCUGUCAGUGGCUGACUGACUUUCUUCUCAGAUGUAUCACGCUGUGCUGCAUGUAAUAACUAGCUCAGUUAUAUGUAAGACCUUUUCCCCCUGAGGUUUCACUCUGUAGAUUGAAUUACAGUUAUUUUUAUCCUUGAUUUUCUGCUACAAAAUAGCAAAACACUCCUGAAUGUGACUUACUGACACUCACCUGAGCCAGUUUAUUUAUGAAGGUAUGUGACUGGCAGAUGAGACAACUUAAGAAAUACCAUUAAGAGCUUAAGUGUGUGAGUUAUCUGGGCAGUGAGCCCAAAUACCAUGUUAGGUAGCAGGAUGCUUUUACAACAUAAUCUGUCAAACAAAUGUGCUUUUAUUUGAUUACAGUUGAAACAUUAUACCCAAAUGAGAUGAGAUUUUGGACUCAAGCCAACCCCUCCAUCUUUAACCAGGCGACCAUGUACAUAAACAAACCACCAACAUGCACAGAUGCACAUACAGAGACCUUAAAUGGGAUAAGUGGAGGUAUAAAAUUUAUGGAUAUAUAUAGUUUUAUUAUUUCUCAACUUGGGUUAACACCAGUGUGGGCUGUUGACAGCAAUUGUGAGAUUUUGAAAAUAUAUAAAAAAUAUAUUUUCUUAUAUUUUAUAUGCUUUUAAGCUUUGCAAAACAUAAAAUAAUAAGCAUUUACAGCUCUCUUGGGUAAUAAUUCAAUUUAAGUCAUCUGGGAAGUGAAGAUAAAACUGAUAAUUUGGUGUUACAAGUCGUCAUUCUGUGGAUGCUCACCUCCUCUUAGGAGCUACAAACUAUUGUCAAGGGAUCGCAACUUGAAAUGUCGAGAAAUCUUUGUAGUGAAAGGUGUUUGAAUCUCAAAGCACGCACAGUGUUUGUAUAUGAGGUUGAGGAGUGUUUUUAAUUUCAAAGUGUUAAGUGGUACAGAAAUUACUUUCUGUUGUUCCUGUAGUGCUGUGCUGCCGUAAUGGUUCUCCACAUGUGUGUUGGGGCACACUGGUGUGCCAGCGGGCGAGCUGUGCUGUGUCAUUGUUAAAUAAAACCAUUAAAUGUACUUUAUCCAAGUUUAACAGCUCUCUUAGUUUAGUAUUACUAAUGAUUUUGUUGCAGGGCCACCAGGAUGCAAGAAACAACCAGUCAGCAACUAUGGUUUCUCUCACAACACUCAAUGUAAACUAAACCCGUGACUCUGAUGUAAAACAUAAAUGAACCCACUGUAAUUCACUGUGUCCUGCUACUCUGUUGUGUCAGUAAUCAUCAGUUUAAUAUCCUCAGUAAUAAACUGUUUUCAACUUCA
Lates calcarifer (barramundi perch) is the source of this 5013-nucleotide messenger RNA. RefSeq names its product glypican-5. Bases 265 to 2181 code for a protein of 638 amino acids. Gene Ontology annotation, cellular component: cell surface; plasma membrane; extracellular region. Gene Ontology annotation, biological process: regulation of protein localization to membrane; positive regulation of canonical Wnt signaling pathway; cell migration. The record is from RefSeq and is a predicted model, not a curated record. The transcript has 11 exons. NCBI's taxonomy places the organism in Eukaryota, Metazoa, Chordata, Actinopteri, Centropomidae.